AUGGCGUGCAACGAGAACGUUAUAAAGAAUAUGGCUAAUGAAAUCACUAGGAAUUGUCAGGCUAACAAUGUGACGGUAGAUCCCGAGUUUGUUACUUAUAUGAUAGACUUGUUGCUACUAAACCCCAAGUAUGGCAAACUCUUCGCGAAAACCAUCAAGAGGAACAAUUUGGCGUAUUUUGUUGAUGAGUGCGUCUCUAUGCUGACUGGUGACGGGACAGCGUUAAAUACGUUAAAAAUGCAGUUCAUUUUACAAAAAAACUACGAUAAACUUGAAAUAUUGAUUGAGAAGCAUUUAGGCCAUAUUGAGAAGUGCUUGGCGCCCCUAGUCGAUGAGAUUUUAGACAUGGAUCCCGGACUUAGCAAUGAAGCUGAAUUCCACAAACUGUUUCGGAAGAUGUCUAUUUAUUUCGUUCUUGCUAGUGGUUUGGGAAAUCCUAGCUACAUUGUUACGUUGAAAGAAGGUAUGGCGGCUUUAGAAAGUGUAUUCGGGAUGGAAGACUUAAAGGCAUUCGUAGCGUUGCCCCGUAGCGACAAAAGUCUGCAGCUCGAAGUACUUUUAGGCUAUACAUCUGGCGUGAGGCUCUUCAAUAGAGACUGCAGUAAAGGAGGUGAAGGAAUACCAGAUCUGCCUCUGAACUUGGUCGACGCGGGCAAGGCAUGCAUGUCUCUGCUAUCAAAUUCCCUAAUAACUAUAAUGCAACGAGUGAACAAGCUCACUACAGCUAUAGAAGAAGCUAUCACAAUACAGGAUGAAACUGGCAAUGUUAUUGUAGAUCUAAACAAGGUCAAUGAUCACAGUGAAUUGGCUAUAGGGGAUUACAAAGAAAUCUUCGACUUGCUUGCAUUUAACCGUCAGUAUGAAGUAUUUAUUCGGAAAUUAUUGGCCGAUGUGGAAUCUCUGACACUAAAGGGAGCUACAUAUGUGGAAAGGACGAAGGCAGUCCUCCAAGAACUGCAUGCUGCGGUCAAGUAUAAAGCGGCUGUACCUGUCCAGAAUGUGUUUCCACUGUUUACAAAGCUAUGGGAAGUUUGGCGCGCGAUGCAGAACGUUAUGUUCAUAAUAUCGAACGUAAAUAGACUGAUGGGGAUCAUGGGAAGCAUCCAGGAUAAGAUCAAGAUGCCUCUUGAUGUUCUUAACAAGAUGCUUCAAGGAAAAACCGUUACUACUGACCAUUGCAGAAUUAACAAUCGCCCAAGCACAGAAGAGAGGCUAUCACUGACCUCCUUGCAAAACUACGUUGGCUACCCAAGCAGUUCAGAUGUCCUUGGGGUCAAGCAAGCAGAGUUCUUAGGAUUUUGCGCAUUAUGUCUGGGUGUCGGUGCUCUGGUCCCUAGCAACGUAAAGAUAGGUCUCAUCAAAUUCAAAGGCGGGUACUACGGGUUUUGCAGUGUUAAAAUGGCCACCCGGUUCAGUAAAGAUCCUGAGAGAUACAUCAACGAAGCUCUGAACUACGCUCGCAACAACCCCCAUCUCAUCAACUUGCUUAACAUUGUGGAGAACGUGUUCAAAGUGAAGGACAUCGACGAUCUUGUUGUUGUUCGGGUACCGAAAAUAAAGGUCUUCGACAAGGAUAUCCAGACAGAGAUGCACCCAGUACCGACGUACAAAGAGAAAAACUACACGUGGGAUCUUUGGGAGUGGAAGAGAAGAGCUUGUCAAUGGGCCUCAAUAGUGAACUGUCAGACGCAUUCGACCCAAACGGUCUACAGUCACCUCCGUUCUGACAUACAAUGUCAGACGGUCGAGCCGAGAGACAAGAGCUUGCAGACCAACAAGGACGCUGGGAUGAACACCGUCAACUCCAACUACUUCCUAUGGGGUUUGAGGGGGCAUCGUGGCUAUGGACAACACGUCAUGGAUUUGAAGGCUCAACACUCUAUGGAGGGUCUUAAACCCUCAAUAAUAGCUACGUGCACUUGGCCAUGCUACAAUAAGAAAGAGGACCUUGGGGCAGAUGAGACUAUGGACGAAAACUUAAUCCACAGCGAGUGA
Spodoptera exigua (beet armyworm) is the source of this 1995-nucleotide messenger RNA. NCBI's taxonomy places the organism in Eukaryota, Metazoa, Arthropoda, Insecta, Lepidoptera, Noctuidae. The record is from the annotation of a GenBank genome assembly.